AUGAAUGCUGAAGCUCUGAUACAAGACAUCGUCACAAUACCAGGUGCGAUACCUGAAGUCGCGUCUUACUUGAUACACAGUUUUGGAGAUCGAAAGAGAAUCGAUUAUGGAACUGGCCAUGAACUUAGUUUCAUUGCAUUCUUAUACUGUCUUGAAAAGCUAGGCUUUGUUGGUCCAGCAGACCAUCCAGCUCUGGUCCUAUCCGUGUUUUGGCGGUAUGUCAAUGUAAUGAGGAGUCUCCAGUUUGCAUAUUGGCUAGAACCAGCUGGCUCACAUGGCGUAUGGGGUCUUGAUGACUAUCACUUCUUGCCCUUCAUGUUUGGAUCGUCACAGCUGAUAGAUCAUAAGUACAUACGGCCCAAAUCUAUACAUGAUCCCGACACUGUAGACGAAUUCUCAAAGCAUUACAUGUACCUCGCUUGCAUCAAGUUCAUUAACUCUAUCAAAACAGCAUCGCUUAGAUGGCACUCUCCAAUGCUCGACGACAUAUCAGGAGUCAAAACAUGGAGCAAAGUGAAUGACGGCAUGGUGAAGAUGCACAGAGCCGAAGUCCUUGGCAAACUACCCAUCAUGCAACACUUUCGAUUUGGAUCGUUGAUUAGUUUCGAAGGUUCUGUCGACGCUGAACAAGAUCAUCACGACCAUGAUCACGAUGAUGGUCACGGUCAUGUACAUGCAUUUGGGCAAGAGUUUCCUGAUUGCUGUGGUAUAAGGAUUCCAAGUGCGGUAGCAGCUGCUUCGGCAACGACAACUGUUAAACGAUUACCGUUUGACUAA
Molecule: messenger RNA, 777 nt
Organism: Synchytrium microbalum
Lineage: Eukaryota; Fungi; Chytridiomycota; Chytridiomycetes; Synchytriales; Synchytriaceae
Exons: 5
Coding region: 1-777 (258 amino acids)
Biological process (GO): mitotic spindle organization
Cellular component (GO): nucleus; protein phosphatase type 2A complex; cytoplasm
Molecular function (GO): protein tyrosine phosphatase activator activity; peptidyl-prolyl cis-trans isomerase activity
Source: RefSeq, a predicted model, not a curated record